Messenger RNA from Colius striatus (speckled mousebird), 1448 nucleotides. It is a transcript of the gene ALG14, whose product is annotated as ALG14 UDP-N-acetylglucosaminyltransferase subunit. The transcript has 5 exons. Lineage: Eukaryota; Metazoa; Chordata; Aves; Coliiformes; Coliidae. The coding region runs from base 878 to 1294 and encodes 138 amino acids. Gene Ontology annotation, biological process: dolichol-linked oligosaccharide biosynthetic process. The record is from RefSeq and is a predicted model, not a curated record. Gene Ontology annotation, cellular component: UDP-N-acetylglucosamine transferase complex.
UUACACACGAACUAAAGCAGUUGGAUCCCUCUCCAGCCGAGCGCGACCCACACAGGCAGCGGCGGGCGCGGGACCGGCCCCGCUCGCACCGCUGGCAGCGCCCGGAGCCCCGCGGACGCGGCUGGGCACAGCCGAGGCGGUGACGGACAGUCCUGCUGUCCUCACGGAUGAGCGACAGCUCUGGCGAAACUCGCACCGGAGGGCGGACGCGGCCCUCCCGCUGGCGAAGCCUCACACUUUAUGGCCGCUGACUCGCCACACACCUGAGGGCAACGGCGCGGCCCCGCUCCGGGCGGCCCGCGCACAGCCGCGCCGACAACGGGCGGCAGCGCCUCCCGCCCCCGCCCGGCCCCGGGCCCUCAGCGCCCUCCGCUCGCACCGCUGGCGCGGCCCGGCGCGGGGACAUGGCAGGUCGCUCUCCCGGCGCCAGCACGGCGCGGAGCGGCGGCCACAGGCGCGGGGAGGUUUGAGCCACGCCGGCUGCCGUACGGCGGGACGUGCCGCCUCCCGCUUCCGCGCGGAACGGCCGCGCGGGUUCUGGCUGCGCCAUGGAACCCGUCCUGCCUGUCGGCCUCCUCCUCCUGCUCUCCUUACUGCUCGUCCCCGUGGCGCUGCUGGCGAGGAGGCGCCGCGGCCGGCAGGCCCCGCCGCUCAGGCUGCUGGUGGUGGCUGGCUCCGACGGCACACGCGUGUCACCCAGGCUAUCAGUGACCACACUGGCCGGGACAGACCCGCGCAGCUUCCAACACAGAGUCAUUGCUGGCAGUUCAGGGCAAGGCUUUGCAAAGGUGGGCACACAACAGAAAUCCUGAGGUUGCUUAGCUGUUUAUCAGAGUCCUACUCUCCUAGACAUUAUAUCCUAGCAGACUCGGAUAAGAUGAGUGAAGCUAAAAUACGUUCUUUUGAACAAGAAAGGGCUGAAAUGUUCUCCAGUUCCCAGUUCACCCUUGAUCGCAUUCCCAGAAGCCGUGAGGUUCGACAGUCAUGGACCUCCUCCGUGGCAACAACCCUGUACUCCUUCCUUUACUCUCUUCCUUUGACCUACAAGCUGAAACCAGAUUUGAUAUUGUGCAAUGGGCCAGGAACAUGUGUUCCUGUCUGUGUAUCUGCUCUUCUUCUUGGGCUGCUAGGAAUAAAGAGAGCCAUCAUUGUGUACGUAGAGAGCAUCUGCCGCGUGGAAACUUUAUCCCUCUCUGGAAAGAUUCUUUACUACUUUUCAGAUUAUUUCAUUGUUCAGUGGCCUGGUCUAAAGGAAAAAUAUCCAAAGUCAGUGUAUCUUGGUCGAAUAGUGUAACACCAGAAGACAAGCUUUACUUGAAAUAAACUCUGCAAGCUCCUCACUGAAGAAAUGAAUUCUGUAGCAAUUCCUUUUCAAGGAUUCCUGCUAAGAAAUUUGGCUGGUCCAGCAAAGGGAGUCAAUUAUAAAGCUGUUGCUACAUUUAAUUGUA